AUGGUAAUCGAGAGAGGCAUUCAUAGAUUGGUUAGGCUAUGGCUGGGAACCUAUGACACCGUCGAGGAGGCCGCCAUGGUCUACGACGCCGCAAUCAAGCUACGCGGCCCCAACGUUCUCACAAGCUUCACCGCGCUGCCUCCGGAGAGUAAUGAGGCGUCGGUUUCAGGCUAUGAUUCCACUGACGAGUCUUCUCAUAUUGCUUCCUCUCCUGUUACGGUUCUCCGGUUCAAUACCACUGAACCGGUCGAUUUAAUCAGCCAAUGUAGUGAGUUUACUGAACCCGGUCAGACCGGCCCAGUGUGUGUGAAAGAAGAGACUAGUUUUGGUACUAGCACUGAACCGGCCGGUCUAAAAAUUGACUAUACUGAACCCGAUCCGACCGGGCCGGUUCUGGAGUAUGUGAAUGAAGAGACUAGUUUUGACUCAGUUGGAUUCAAGGGUGUGUUUAUUGGCCGGUCGAGAUGUGAGGCAAGCCCGAUUCAUAACUAUAAUAUGGAGGUGUGUGAAGCAGAAACGAGUAUAGUGCCCGAUUACUCGAGCGAUUAUUUGCCAACGGACAUUCCGGUUUUCGACGAUUUCUUCGACUUUGAGCCGCAAGUAGAGCAUUUGUUAAAGAAUGGAAUGAGUUUUUGCGGCGAUUACUAUAAGGAUUCGUUUCUAGAACUUGGCUCACUCAUGUGGAGGAUUAUUUUGAAGACAUGA
This is a messenger RNA of Salvia splendens (bonfire salvia), 705 nucleotides long. Its product is annotated as ethylene-responsive transcription factor CRF6-like. Gene Ontology annotation, molecular function: DNA-binding transcription factor activity; DNA binding. The coding region runs from base 1 to 705 and encodes 234 amino acids. Gene Ontology annotation, biological process: regulation of DNA-templated transcription. The transcript is spliced from 2 exons. The record is from RefSeq and is a predicted model, not a curated record. Lineage: Eukaryota; Viridiplantae; Streptophyta; Magnoliopsida; Lamiales; Lamiaceae.